This is a messenger RNA of Capsicum annuum, 815 nucleotides long. RefSeq lists its product as uncharacterized. The record is from RefSeq and is a predicted model, not a curated record. Lineage: Eukaryota; Viridiplantae; Streptophyta; Magnoliopsida; Solanales; Solanaceae. The coding region runs from base 324 to 587 and encodes 87 amino acids. The transcript has 4 exons.
GCUUAAUUGAAACAUUAUACACCUCAAUCUCAUUUCUUACAUUUAUCAAUAAAAUUUACUUUCACCUUACCUCAUAUAUUUUAUUCUAAAUCUUAUCACUCCUAAUAAAUCCAAAAGACCAUCUAAACUUCCUUACUAACCAAUACCCUACCUCAUAUAAAAAUCUAACCACCACUUCAUAAAACAUUUUUUUCCUUUAAAUAAAAAAAAGGAAAGGGGAAAAAAAGAGCCCAAAAUUUUUAUUUUUUUUUAAAAAAUCUUGAAUUUGGAUCAGGGCAUUCAACAAGAAGCAGGAGGGAGUUGAAGGAGAAAGUGAUAAGGAAAUGGCAAUGGUUUCUAACACUAACCCAUUCUUAAAGUCACAGAUGCAUCAAAUAUACUGCAGAAAGAAGGAGAAAGAAAAGAGUCAAAAUCCCCAACCUUAUAAAGUGAUUGAAAUUUCACCCCCUCCCAAGAACCUUGGCAUUCGUUGCCUCCCCUCUGAUUGCAAUUUGAGGAAAGCACACAAACACAACAGAGGGAGGAAACAGAGAAAGCACUAUAUCGUAGUAGAGUCAAAUGAAACUUGCAGUGUGGAGAGUGUGUAACCAUUGAAGGCCGAGCUUAUACCAUUUCAGCUGUAACUCAUCGUUAUCAGCUUCGGAAAGGGAAAUACGAGCCUAGCGAGAAGAGGCUUGACGUGUUGUCUACUGGAAGAUACAUCUUAAAUUUGUACUUAGAAAAUUUGCUAGAACAAUCUUGACUAUGAUGUAAACUAGUACUAUUUUUUCUCCCUUCAUCUUUAUGUAUACAGUAUGAAAUACAACUUAAUUGAA